This is a messenger RNA of Brettanomyces bruxellensis, 816 nucleotides long. RefSeq lists its product as uncharacterized. Gene Ontology annotation, cellular component: intracellular anatomical structure. The coding region runs from base 1 to 816 and encodes 271 amino acids. Gene Ontology annotation, molecular function: oxidoreductase activity, acting on NAD(P)H, oxygen as acceptor. The transcript has a single exon. NCBI's taxonomy places the organism in Eukaryota, Fungi, Ascomycota, Pichiomycetes, Pichiales, Pichiaceae. The record is from RefSeq and is a predicted model, not a curated record.
AUGGCCAAUUUCCCAGAUUUCAGACUAGAUGGAGAGGUGACAGUUGUCACAGGAGCAUGUGGAGGACUUUCAGGCGCAGUUAUUCCAGGAUUGCUCGCCUAUGGUUCGGAUAUUGCAUUAUUGGACAUGAAUGCUGACCAGAUCAAGCAGAGCAUUGAGGAGUUCAAGAAGCAGGCCAAGGAAACUUUGAAGUUGGAGAAAAUUCCGGAGAUGAAAGGUUAUGUUUGCGACGUUUCGGAUGCUGAAAACGUGAACCAGGUAUUCGAAAAGAUCCAUGCAGAGUUCGGCAAGUACCCACUCCACCUUCUCAACACUGCCGGAUACUGCGAGAAUUUCCCUGCCGAGAAGUACCCGGCCAAGAAUGCAGCCAGGUUGAUCAGUGUCAACUUGCUCGGCUCAUUGUACGUUGCACAGGCUUGGGCUAGACCUUUGAUCGAGAACAAAGUCCAGGGAGCUUCUGCAGUUAUGAUUGGCUCGAUGUCUGGCAACAUUGUCAACGAUCCACAGCCUCAGAUCUGCUACAACAUGUCCAAGGCUGGUGUUAUCCACAUGGUCAAGACUUUGGCUGCCGAGUGGUCCAAGUACAAUAUUCGGAUCAACACACUCUCGCCAGGUUACAUUUCUGGACCUUUGACCGCAAAAGUCAUCCAGGCUGAUCCUAAAAUGUAUGACAGGUGGAUGUCAAUGGUGCCAAUGCACCGGAUGGCCGAGCCUCAGGAGUUUGCAGGCACUGUUUUGUACUUGCUUUCCAACCAGGCCUCUUCUUACACCACUGGUGCAAACAUCAUUGCUGAUGGAGGGUAUGCAUGCUGGUAA